CCUUCAUACCUUUUAUUUCAAAUCUUUAAUCAACAAUUAAUUAAAAAAAAUAAAAGUUGUUUCGCUGGUGAGUGGUAAAGUUCGACGGACGGAAAAAGAAGACUCUAGAAACAUACGAAUCAAAUAUCUCUUUCUCUCAUUUUCCUGUAAAAUUCGUUUAAUCCACUUCUGAUUUCAGCUUCAAGAUAACAUGUGGGAUGAAUUUGUCGAAACAGAUAGCGGAUAGUGCUCUAUGCUUGUGACAAACUUAGGAUCAGUUUGCAAUACAGUCCGAUAGUAAGACAUUACUUCACAAACUAUAUAUUGUAUCAAAAGAAACGUUAAACUGCCGAUUACGUGAGGAGUCAUUGUACUCAGGGUAAAGAUCAGUACUAUGAAAUCAGAACAAGAAAGAAUGGUGGAAAAGGGUUCAUGUUCCUGCAAACCUGAAGAUUUGUUUUCUCCUUGUAAUAUUAUUGACUCAUGCAAAGAACAGCAAAGGCUAGCAUCAGAUAAUACAAGUAUAACUGAUCGCUAUUUCAAGAGCAGCAAAAUAGAUUCUUGCAGUAGUGCGUUUUGUGCAAAUGAUACUAUCUUGGGAGACAAGUGUUUGGUGGAGGAUGAUAGCGUAUCUCAAUAUUCAAUCAAUCACAUAUCUCAGACUGACAAUGAACUCAGCUUUCUUGAUACUGAUGGGUGGCUUGAUAUAGACAACUUUGAAGAUGUUGAUAGGAUGAUGUUAAAUUAUGACUCAACUUUCGGAAUGGAGAGCCUCAAUAAUGAAGAUGAAUUCUGCUGGCCCUCAUUGUCACAUGGAACUGAAGGACCUGAUGAUGAUGCGCUGAAAUCGGACUUCAAGUUUUCAUCUGCUGAAGCUAGUUCACCGAAAAAUAUAUCAGACUAUAAUAUGGACCUGAAUGACAAUAUUGAAGGUCUGGCAAUUCUUGACUGUGACAAAAAACCAUCACUUUUUGAUAAAAAACUGGGGUCUGAAAUGGAUGUCGAUUUUGAUGGGGCUGCUACUUCAUUAUCAACAUUUGGCGAGUCAGAUGUGAAGUCGAGUAUUACAGAUGACCUGAUACCUAAACAAAAGAUACAAGGGCAGCUGUUAAAGCAAUCAGCAGGUAAGAGAAAAAAUAGCUGUCUAAAAGACGGUGAUUCUGAUUAUCCUUAUGCCCACGUGGAGCAACAUGCUAAUCUGAAGCAACCCUAUGAAGUCUCUUCCAGUGGGGUCACUUCCCAGGAUAGCAUUCACAAACAAAUACCAAACACGGAUUCUGAUUCGCUAGGAUGUGUGCAGAUACAAACUCCCCCAGUGCACCCAGAUUACGGUCAUACUUCAAAGUAUACUUCCCUCCUUCCUGCCUCAUCUGCAUCAAGGUCUGAAUAUAAUGGAUAUCCAUCUCCUUCAUUUAAAGAAUCGUCAUAUGUAUCAAAUACGGAGAGUUCUCAUGGUCAUCCUUUAGAGGCUGCUGCCUUGAAAACAAAUGAUAAGAAAGAAAACUUAUAUCAUUGCAAUGAUGCAAACCAUAUGAGCAGGGGUUUCAAAAGUGAUAAUAUGCAAAAUCGUAUGCCAUUCAAAAGUCCAAGUUCAGCUCAGAAGGUAGGACGUCAGUUUGAAAAUGUGAAUGAAGGCCAUAGUGAAGUUGGAGAAGUUAGUAUAGGAUUUUCACCAGAAAUAGAAUCAUCAAAUGUGCAUGAAAGUUCAUUUAGGAGCUCUGCCUUGGACGAAACGUCACCCGAAGCAGCUAGCUUUCACCUGCUGCAACAGGUUCUGGAUCAGUUGGACGUUAAAAUCAAGUUAUGCAUAAGGGACAGUCUCUACCGCUUGGCUAAAAGUGCCGACCAAAGACAUGUUGAUGUCAGUGCAAGUGGUUUAAUGGGUGAUGAUGGUGAAGAAUGCAAAGGAGGAACGACAGAGGAUGCAAACAGGUGUACGGGAUUCAUGAAUUUGGAAACUAAUACAAAUCCCAUUGAUCGGUCUAUAGCACACUUGCUGUUUCAUAGGCCAUCAGAUCCAUCAGUGUUGCCCCUGAGUGAUACUUUACCUUUAAAAUCCAGUUUCAUGAUACAUGGACCAGUAACUGAUCCACCAAUAUUUGCUGAGAAACAGGCUUGUCAGGAAGAAUCUUCUGCUGGAGUAGAAAAUAAGUCUUAAAGGGAAUUACCUAGUGAUAACUGGAAGUCUGGUGUACAGUGUCUUUUCAAUGAAGUCAUCCUCUAUUGUAUAUAUAGUUAUUUGGCUUACUCAGAUCGAUUAAUCAUUCAGUUUUUGCUUUGAUGCCAUUACACUGAUGUAUAUUGGGCAAAUAGUAUGGUAGCAUAUAUUAUGUAGAGCAAUGCUACAUACACAGCUCUCUUCACCUAAAAGAUAUACUUUCAACUUUGAUGGUGCAAGCUCGUCGAUUUGAGUCUUUGACAAGCCAAUCAAUGGUUCGAGUAAUUGUCGCAUUUUUUAUAGGGAUGGGAAAAGGAAAUGAGAUCAGAACUCCACAAUACCAAAAUAGUUUUCUUAUUGUGUGUACUGUCGAUCGCCACUCAGUUACCCGCCAAAACGAUAAAACGGUUUUCUGCACGUAAAGAGUUGAUUGACUUGUUUUAUACUGAUCUGUCUUGGUGUUUGGCUUGGUUAUUUACUGUUUAACGUUACUUCUUAGAACUAAAAACAGUAGUUGCAAAAUAUAGUUAUAGUGUCAAUGAUUCUUUAUUUUUCGAUGUUUUAAAAAUUAUUUGAGUAUUACUUUGGAAUGUAA
Molecule: messenger RNA, 2732 nt
Organism: Medicago truncatula (barrel medic)
Lineage: Eukaryota; Viridiplantae; Streptophyta; Magnoliopsida; Fabales; Fabaceae
Product: protein LNK1
Exons: 7
Coding region: 374-2137 (587 amino acids)
Biological process (GO): regulation of DNA-templated transcription; circadian rhythm
Source: RefSeq, a predicted model, not a curated record